AUGUCGUCAUCAGUGAAUACCGAAGUGAAAGCUUCUUCAAUGGAUGAAGAAAAGCAAAUAUAUGAUGAUAAACACACCCCAGACAACACUUCAUCAGAGUUGGAGCAUGCUAUUGAAGAGGAGAAAUCCAUUGGUGUUUUGAAAGCGGAGUUAUUGGCCGCACAAUGGAAACAUACUUUCUGGUAUAAAUUGGUAUUGUUGAUUUCGGCGUUUUUGGUUGGUUAUGCUUAUGGUCUUGAUUCACAAAUCAGAUAUGUGUUUACUGGGUAUGCAACUGCAUCUUGGUCCGAACAUUCAUUGUUGACUACUGUCAAUGCCAUCACUGCCUUGACUGCUGCUGCUUCACAACCAGUGUAUGCCAGAUUAUCAGAUGUAUUUGGAAGAUUGGAAUUGUUUAUUGUUGCUGUCUUGUUUUAUGUUGUUGGUACCAUCAUUGAAUGCCAAUCUCCAACCAUUAAUGCGUAUGUCGCUGGUGCCGUUCUUUACCAAAUUGGUUACAGUGGUGUUUUGAUUGUUUUAUUAUUCAUCUUGUCCGAUUUCUCCACUUUGAGAUGGAGAUUAUUCUUUUCAAUCUGUCCAGCACUUCCCUUUAUUAUCAACACAUGGAUCUCGGGUAACGUUACUAGUGCAGUUGGUAUGAAUUGGAAAUGGGGUAUUGGAAUGUGGGCAUUUAUUUUCCCAUUGGCCUGUAUUCCAUUUGUAUGUUGUAUGAUUCACAUGAGAUGGUUAGCUGGCAGAACUCCUGAAUGGGUUGAAUUCAAAAAGAAGGAGACUCUUUACCAAAAGUUUGGAUUCUGGGGAUUUAUGAAGUACUUGUUUUGGAAAUUGGACUGUAUUGGUUUACUUUUGAUGGUUGUUUCCUUAGGUUGUUUAUUAGUUCCAUUAACUUUAGCUGGUGGUGUUAGUGAAAAAUGGAAACAAGGAAACAUCAUUGCCCCCAUUGUUGUUGGAUGUGUCUUGAUUCCGGUUUUCUGCAUUUGGGAACUUUUUGCCAAGGACCCGAUUAUUCCAGUUACCUUGAUGAAGGAUCGUGGUAUCUGGUCAGCUGGUUUGAUUUCUUUAUUGUUUGAUUUCGUAUUCGCCGUUGAAGCAAGUUUCUUGUACCCUGUUUUGGUUGUUGGUGUUAAUGAAUCUCAAAAAUCAGCAACUAGAAUCACCACCCUUACUUCUUUUGCAUCAACACUUUGUUGUAUGCUUUUCGGAUUGGUUGUUGUUUACAUUAGGCGUUUGAAACCAUUUGUCAUUUUCGGUUGUUCCUUAUGGAUGGUUGCUUUCGGUAUCAUGUACCAUUUCAGAUCAUCAUUAAGUGCACAUAGUGGUAUCAUUGGUGGUCAAAUUGUCAUGGGUAUCGGUACAGGGUUCUUUUCAUACCCAAUUACUGUCUCAGCCCAAAGUUGUGUUAAUCACGAACAUAUGGCAGUCAUUACAUCUGCAAUCUAUACUCUUUACAGAAUUGGUUACGCCGUUGGCUCUUCAGUUGCCGGUGCCAUUUGGUCACAAACUUUAUUCAAGAAAUUAAACAAAUACCUCGACACCGCUACAGCUACCAGUGUCUACACCAGUCCAUACGUAUUUGCAGAUACAUACCCCUGGGGUACACCACAGAGAGAAGGUGCCACAAAAGCAUAUGGUGAAAUUCAAAGGUUAUUGAUGAUUGUUUGUUUGUGUUUUGUUGCCCCAAUGAUUGCUGCAUCAUUCUUUUUGAGGGAUAAGAAGCUAGGUAGAGAACAAAGUAUAGAAAAUGUCGAGGAGCAAGAUGAACAAGACUCCUUGUUGAGCUUCAUCAAAAGUCUUGGUGGAAAAAGAGGUAGGACUGAAAAGGCUUAA
Messenger RNA from Lodderomyces parapsilosis, 1827 nucleotides. RefSeq lists its product as uncharacterized. Gene Ontology annotation, biological process: transmembrane transport; intracellular iron ion homeostasis. Bases 1 to 1827 code for a protein of 608 amino acids. The transcript has a single exon. The record is from RefSeq and is a predicted model, not a curated record. Gene Ontology annotation, cellular component: endosome; vacuolar membrane. Lineage: Eukaryota; Fungi; Ascomycota; Pichiomycetes; Serinales; Debaryomycetaceae. Gene Ontology annotation, molecular function: siderophore-iron transmembrane transporter activity.